Molecule: messenger RNA, 1022 nt
Organism: Caenorhabditis angaria
Lineage: Eukaryota; Metazoa; Nematoda; Chromadorea; Rhabditida; Rhabditidae
Source: the annotation of a GenBank genome assembly
AUGAUGGUAAGUUCGAGAAAAAUGAUACGUUUCAGAUUUUCAAAUUGCCACGUCAUCAGUACACGCUAAUAGUGACCGUUCUGUAAAUAUUUCUCAAAAUUUGGUAGCUAGGAUUUCUCAGUUCAUCUCAGAAAAUCACUUUUAACUCAAAAAAGUUCCAAAUUACACUAUAUAUUUGAGAACUAAUGUAUAUAUUUGAGAACUAAUGUAUUUUCCUUGUCGGUUGGAAACUCUUCGAUAAAGAAGAUGCGUCUUUGACUUUGUUUCUCUUCCCAAUAGGAUGAUCUGGAAACGAUGUUGGGAAAAAUGACAUCUGAAUUUCCGGCUUUUCAUUUUUCUCAGAUUUUUAUAGAAGUUAUGAAAUUGGAUUUUUUUACAUUCAUAUGACAUUUUUGUUACAAAUCUUAUUUUCAAACUUGAUUUUAGAAGUUUUGUACCCAAAGUCAAACUUUCCACCAUCCUUCAAUCCAAUUUUUCAUCGUGAAUUUUGGAAAACUACGAUUUGGUGCCUAAAAAUCAAUCAAUAAUCUCCCAAAUAUUUACAUUUCUCAAUUUUUCACAAAAAGAACACAGCAAACAUUUACUAGAGUUAGCCUGCCUUACUUUCUUUCUUAUAUAUUUUUAACACAAUUUCAAACAAUUUGAUUUUGUCAGAAAAUGGAAAAUGAAUCGAGUUCAACGGAUACAAUUUCGAAAGCCGAUGCUGUAAAAAAUCAGGUGGAUUCAGUGAAAAAAAUUAUGGUCGAAAAUGUCGAGCGAAUUUUGGAAAGAGGCGAGAGAUUGGAUAAUAUUGAGAGACGAACAGAACAUUUACAAGCUACGGUAUGUGUUAGUUUAUAAAGAAGCUAUAAAAAACAUUUUUGUAGAGUACCAACUUCAAAAUGAAUGCACGAAAAGUGAAGCGAAAGUUUUGUAUGUUGAAUGCAAAAUGGACAUGUAUCACAAUUUUCGUCAUUCUUAUUGUAUUCAUAAUUUGUCUUCUGAUCAUUUUGGGCGCUGCCGGAGUUUUCAAAAAGAAAUGA